AUGGAAGAAGUCCCUGCGUACGACCCGAACGAUCCGGCCCCAGUCCACCCCACAAUAAUUAAUCUCAUCAAGGUCUUCUUCGUGCAUCUUGGCUGCAGCUACCCGUUCCUGCAUGAGGCACGGGUGCUGCGCAUGGUGAAAGAAAAGAGGCUGGACGCAAUCCUAGUGGACGCGAUAUGUGCCUUGGCGGCCAGGUUCUCGACCGCGGCGGACUCUCUGGCUGCCGGCGGGGAAGGCUCGAAGUGGGAUUACGGCAAUGCUUUUGCGCAGAGAGCAAGGACCGCAACGGUCGAUGCAUUCCCAUGUCCCUCGGUCGGCGCAGUCCAAGCAUAUCUGCUCAUGGCUUACGAGGGCUUUGGCGCAGGACAAGACAGUACGCUGUGGAUGUAUCUUGGUCUCGCAAUCCGCAUGGCAUUUGACCUGGGCCUUCAGAAAAAUGAAGGCGUUCAAUUUCAAGGCGACAAAGACCCGUGGUACACCCGAUCCUGGAAUCAUGCAAAUGGUGAUGAGGAGGACAUCAUUACUGCAAUACCGAAGAGCGAGACGCUUAAUCCGGAAGAGCAGCAGGAGAUCGUUCAGGAGCGUGUCGACACUGCCUGGGCUGUCUACAUCCUAGACAGGAUCAUUUCCUCGGGGACUGGUCGGACCGUCACCAUCAAGGACGAGGAAUUCGAACUGCCAACUCCGGAACCAAUAAUCGAUCCAGUCUCGGGCUGGCCACUUCCUUAUCCUGCCUUUAUCCAGAUCACUCAGUUUUAUGGCCGUGUCUCCGACGUGCUGAACAAGAUCAACAAGGUGCAGGAUCUCACAGAGGAAAAGAUGGCUAUACUGGCCAAGAUUGAGAGUGACCUGACCAAGCUCUACCACAAGCAAGACCCCCGAUUGCAUUUUAAUCCGUUACACUUCCAGAAUUACGUCAAGCAUGGACAGGGAACUACCUUCAUCCUCCUGCAUGUCUGGUUUCACGCCUUGAUCAUUGUUCUUCACCAACCGCUCCUGACGUCCUUCGGUAUCAGGCAGCCUCAAUUGACAUCGCACAGUCGAGAGCUGGCCAUGUCAAGUGCCAAAACGAUUGCCGAUAUUCUCGCCUUGGCUGAGCUCAUUGACCCGAAAAGCUACAUCGGCAACCCGUUCAUAUCGCAGCCUAUGUACAUUGCUGCGUGCGCCUUCCUGACCGAGUCCGCUGCCGUAGCCUCGCAGCCCGUCUCAAGGGAUGCCUCGCCGCCGGUUGCGAACGCGAGUGUGAAUACAAACUCGACAAGACCAGCCAACAGGAAGGCCAAGUCAGGCGCCGAGUCGAGGUCUUCCAAGCAUUCAUUGUUGGCUGAUGCGGCGAAUCAAAACUAUCAAAGAUGCUACAAGGUUUUGCAACAGCUCAUCAUGUACUGGAACGGUGUCAACUACAUUCUGGUCGCUUUAGAACACAGGUCAAAGGGCGUUUGGGACUGCGAAACCUACACUGCCGAGGAGUACGAGAGCACAAAAUUGCCUCGCCGUCCUACUUCAUUAAGUCGGUUUGCGCGACUCGACAACCCAUCUUCCCCUCAGCCGAGCGCGCCUCCCAUUGCAUGGUCGCUCACUGGAACAACAAAUUCACCAAACUCGAGUCUCACACUUUUGUACCAGAACAUGAACGCGGGAGCAUCGCAGACAACUCAGGGUCCUACACAUCCGCCUCCACCACCUGCGCCUCAAUCCGCUCCAACGCCGCCGGGCAACAUGAUCUACGACCCAAUACGGCAGAGCCUCCCGGAGACGCCAACAGCUUUCUCCUCUGCGUUCCCACAACAAAAUUUGUCUUCGAUGCGAUACUCCGCGACUAAUUCGGCCGCGCACCGCAUGACCCCGUCGCUAUCCACCAGCCUUACCUCAGAUACCAGAUCAGGUCUGACACCUGAGGUCGGCCCAGGCACACCCGCGAGCGACGCCAGGCUUCAGGUCUUGUCUGGGAUCGCAAGUGGAGGUCCUGUUCAUCCACCAUUAUCAACGCACCCAUUCACACCGGCGUCAAACUACGAAUCCUCUGUGCUUCAGGGUACCUCGCCUCCUAACUCGCUCAACGAUCCAACCUCUGUCCACCAACAGCGCAUGCACCAGCUCAACCACGCCGCUCAGGGCCACACGCCCAAUGACGUGGUUGGGAAUUAUGGUCACGAUUUCGCGCAGAAUGGCCUUGCCUCAGGCUCAUACCCUUAUUUUGGUGGCGGGCCAAUAGCUGAUGCUAUCACAGUGGAAGAGAUCAACAUUGGAUCGCUCGGGCUUCCGAAUGAUAUGAUGCCGCCGUGGGACUUCUUCCCCGGUGACUUUACUGGCCUGUUCGAUGCGAAUCACCUUGGAGGCGGCCCCGAAAACCAGGGACACAUGUGA
Diaporthe citri is the source of this 2367-nucleotide messenger RNA. RefSeq lists its product as uncharacterized. The record is from RefSeq and is a predicted model, not a curated record. NCBI's taxonomy places the organism in Eukaryota, Fungi, Ascomycota, Sordariomycetes, Diaporthales, Diaporthaceae. The coding region runs from base 1 to 2367 and encodes 788 amino acids. Gene Ontology annotation, molecular function: zinc ion binding; DNA binding. Gene Ontology annotation, biological process: DNA-templated transcription. The transcript has a single exon.